CGGGCUCAGGCCAUGGUGGAGAAUCAGAUAAUUCCUCGGAUCUAGCGCACCUCCGAAGCUCCCGGCGAGGUUAUACAUCGUAAUUCACUCGAAUCGACAGGGGCAUUACGGUAAUCUGACCAUCCUCCUCCUCCUCCUACAAAACCGCAGCCCAUCAUCCGUAUCUUCUCGAUCUCGUCCUCCCAUGAACAUUCGAAGCUCGCAGAAAAAGGACGAGAAGAAUAUCAAAAUUACGAAAAUGCUCUCGAAACCCCUAGCAACCCUACUCUUCCUCGCCAUCGUCCUCUUCUUCCUCUAUAUCUUUAUCGAGAUCGUCGAUCUCCGGUCCCACUUCCCAUCCCUCACCCUAACCCUACCCAUCUCCUCUCUCUGCACCAGUCCUCCUCCCCUCAAGAUCUACAUGUACGAUCUCCCCCGUCGAUUCAACCUCGGCAUGCUCGAUCGACGCUCUAAUCGUGAUCGGACCCCACCGUCGGCCUCUAACCUACCUCCCUGGCCCCGCAAUUGGGGCCUCAAGAAGCAGCACAGCAUCGAGUAUUGGAUGAUGGCGUCACUAUUGUAUGAAGGAAAGGGGAAUGAGGAGAGGGAUGCGGUUAGGGUUAAUGAUCCUGCGGUGGCGGAUGCCUUCUUCGUUCCAUUCUUUUCUUCAUUGAGCUUCAAUACACAUGGGCAUUAUAUGACCGAUCCUGAGACGGAGGUCGAUCGGCAAUUGCAGGUCGACCUACUGGAGUUUCUGAGGAAUUCCAAGUAUUAUCAGCUGUCUGAAGGCCGUGACCAUGUAAUUCCCAUGCAUCACCCGAAUGCUUUCAGAUUUCUUCGGGAUCUGGUGAACACAUCUAUGCUUGUUGUUGCGGAUUUUGGGCGCUGCCCCAAAAAUGUGUCCUCUCUGAGGAAAGAUGUGGUAACACCAUAUGUGCACGUUGUGGAUUCAUUUCUAGACGAUGAUACUCAUGACCCAUUUGAGUCCCGCACGACCCUCCUCUUCUUUCGAGGAAGAACAGUCAGGAAAGACGAAGGAAUCGUCCGUUCAAAACUGGCCAAGAUUUUAGUAGGCCAGGAAGAUGUCCACUUUGAAGACAGUGUAGCCACUGGAAAGGGCAUACAAGCUUCCACGCAAGGGAUGCGUUCAUCGAAGUUCUGUCUGCACCCUGCAGGGGACACCCCUUCGUCUUGCCGGCUCUUUGAUGCCAUCGUCAGCCACUGUGUGCCCGUCAUCGUGAGCGACCGGAUUGAGCUCCCUUUCGAGGAUGAGAUUGACUACCAUGAGUUCUCACUCUUCUUCUCUGUCCAAGAAGCUCUGGAACCUGAUUACAUGCUUGGGCAGCUGAGGCGGGUCCCAAAGGAGAGGUGGAUCGACAUGUGGAAGCGGUUGAAGAACAUCUCUCAUCACUAUGAGUUUCAGUACCCACCCAAGAAGGACGAUGCCGUGAACAUGCUGUGGAGACAGGUCCGGCACAAGCUCCCUGGGGCCAAGCUUGCAGUGCACCGAAACAGGAGGAUGACAAUCCCGGAAUGGUGGGACCGGAGAUAAUCGUGACUGUACAUUCAUUCAUUUGACUCUGCAGGACCCUUUUUGCUUGGGGGAACAAUCCACAUUUCAAACUCAUCAACCUUGGCCAUCGAUAGAGUUGAUGUUUCAUCCACUGUAUCAAAAAAUCAACCCAGAUAUGCAACACACACGUUUCUUUCCUUCAUUAGGAAUCAUGUAAUUUCUUUUUACCUCCAUUUAUUUGUACUGUACCAAUUGACUGUAAUUCAAAUAAUACAGAAGCAAUUUCUAACAA
Messenger RNA from Magnolia sinica, 1784 nucleotides. RefSeq names its product probable arabinosyltransferase ARAD1. Gene Ontology annotation, molecular function: glycosyltransferase activity. The transcript is spliced from 4 exons. The record is from RefSeq and is a predicted model, not a curated record. NCBI's taxonomy places the organism in Eukaryota, Viridiplantae, Streptophyta, Magnoliopsida, Magnoliales, Magnoliaceae. The coding region runs from base 185 to 1531 and encodes 448 amino acids.